Molecule: messenger RNA, 813 nt
Organism: Trichoderma breve
Lineage: Eukaryota; Fungi; Ascomycota; Sordariomycetes; Hypocreales; Hypocreaceae
Exons: 2
Coding region: 1-813 (270 amino acids)
Source: RefSeq, a predicted model, not a curated record
AUGCGUCCCACUUCAGCUACCAAUGCUUUGGUUUUGGGCCUUCUUGGCUUGGCCCCUUUCGCUGCCGGCCUCCCAACAGCUGGAUCUGUAGACCUCGAGCGCCGAUAUGUUGGUUCUGCUGCAGCUCUAGCCACCAAGCUGGUACGCUCCGUUAUCCCAGGAGUUGAAGCUCGCCACCAUACCGAGGCCCAAAUUGCUGCCAAAGAACAGGCGGCUGCCAAGAAAGGUGGAAAGAAAAACCAUGCCCGUGGGGCUGAUGAGGUUCCCGCAGAUGAUGAGUUCGGGUCUUGGUCUGAUAAGCGUGCACCUCACCAUACUGAGGCCCAAAUCGCUGCCAAGGAGGCUGCUGCCAAGAACAAAGGUGGAAAGAAGAAUAAUGCUCGUGAGACUGUAGUACCCGAAGAUGAUGAAUUCGGGUCUUGGUCUGAUAAGCGAGAGCCUCAUCACACCGAGGCUCAAAUUGCCGCCAAGGAGGCUGCCGCCGCUAAGAAGGGAGGAAAGAAGAACCAUGCCCGGGACGUUGAUGAGGUUCCCGAGGAUGAUGAGUUUGGAUCCUGGGCUGAUAAACGUGCACCUCAUCACACAGAGGCCCAAAUUGCGGCCAAGGAGGCCGCCGCUGCUCAGAAGAAGGGUGAAAAGAAGAACCAUUCUCGCGAGGCUGAUGAGGUUCCUGAGGAUGAUGAGUUUGGUUCUUGGGUUACCAGGCGAGACCCUCACCACACUGAAGCCCAGAUCGCUGCUAAAGAGAAGGCCGCUGCUAAGAAGGGUGGAAACAAGAAUCACGCCCGCGAGGCUGAUGAAUUUAGCUCUUAG